Messenger RNA from Haliotis rufescens (red abalone), 2166 nucleotides. RefSeq names its product somatostatin receptor type 4-like. Gene Ontology annotation, molecular function: neuropeptide Y receptor activity; peptide binding. The coding region runs from base 345 to 1352 and encodes 335 amino acids. Gene Ontology annotation, cellular component: membrane. The transcript is spliced from 3 exons. Gene Ontology annotation, biological process: G protein-coupled receptor signaling pathway. The record is from RefSeq and is a predicted model, not a curated record. NCBI's taxonomy places the organism in Eukaryota, Metazoa, Mollusca, Gastropoda, Lepetellida, Haliotidae.
AUUAAAUCCCUAUUUGAUAGAUGGAACUGUGAACACACCGCGCAAGGGUAUUCCGAGACAUAUAUAACCCCACCCCCUAUCGUCGAGGCGAAAUGUUAGCUCAAGAGUGCCAGAACAUUAUAUCAUUCCCUGUAGCCUCAUCGUGGUGACGAAGGCGAGCUCCGCACUACGCACUACGCACUGCGCACUCUCACUAUCUGUGCAAACCAUGCUAUGUUUCUCGAGACUCAUAGGCAGUGAAGUGGGAUGCCAGACGAUGCAAGGGACCGGCGAUGUGCUACACAGGCUGUCCGUGUGUGACCACAGUGGAAGAUACACAUGUCAAGGUCUGAAGUAUUACCACAAUGGGGGAGAUUGUUCUUACUGACCCAAGCACGAAUGAGACUGCAUUUACAUUCCUGUCCGAGUUCAGCGGCAAGUGGAAAGGUCAAACGGAGAUAGAGGUCACUGUUCUGACCAUUAUAUUUGUUGCCGCAGUUGCCGGAAAUGGCCUGGUGCUGCUGGUCAUUCUAAGGUGCCGGAGGCUGCGUAGUGCCACCAACUUCUUCAUCGCCAACCUGGCCGUCGCCGACCUCCUGUUGGCGUCAGGCAUCCCCUUCAUCGCCACGACCCGCGUCACAACAUCCUGGGAGUUUGGUGACGUCAUCUGUAAACUCGUGACUUACGUCCAGUUCAUUGCUGGGACGUGUUCGAUACUGACAAUGAUGAUGAUAUCGAUAGAGCGCUACACCUACAUCUGUUUCUCGCACCGCAGGCGCAUGUCCGGACAACUUGCCUGCUGGAUCAUUUCCGGUGUGUGGGUCAUCUCUAUAACAUUUCCGGUUCCCAUUGCACUUGCGCAAGCUGAACUUAGUAUCAUUCAAGAUGGUAGGAUGUACAUAUUUUGUGGAAUCCACUGGCCGAAAGGGUUUCAUGCAGAUGUGUAUUUGAUUUUGAUUGGAAUCUUAUCCUUUAUGUUACCCCUAAUAGUUAUAACUAUAUUUUAUUACAAAAUUUUCAACAUGGUGCGGGCUUCCUCCCGGCGGAGUCAGCUUCGGGGAUCAACACGCGGGAACAAACUUCAAGUGCGACUGAUAAAGAUGAGCGUGUUGAUCGUGUUUAUGUUUGUAACGAUGUGGUUGCCAUUCUUUGUCAUCGGCUUCUUCGGAGUGUACACGAAGUCAAUUACGUCAUCGAACUUCGUGAUCACGAUCAUCCUGGCCAUGGGCAACUCCUGUCAGAACCCGAUCAUAUACGGGUACUUCAACACCCGCUUCCGGGAGGAGUUCAGUGCGCUAUGCUGUUGUGGAGACGUUGACCAACACCAGGCGGCGCCCAAUGUGCCGUCCACCGAGGAUGCAGAACGAUCGUAGGAAGAAAAUCUUCAGUACGAUGAAUGUGUUAUGGAACCUAUGACCGUAAUCGUGUACCUGCAACAGAUUCACUUAAUAAAACUAAUGUUAAUGAUAUAGCUUUGAUGCUUACCCGGUGACGGGGUGUGACGCCUCUGUGUCCCUACGUAUCAGGCGAACAUAUCGUACAGUCAGCUGAGCGGUGCCGUUAAACGUACACUAACUUACACAACAUAAUGGUGGUGUUUGACAUUAAGCCGAUCGGUAUUACUCAUUACAUUUCAUCAUUGGCCAUGACAUCUAGAUAUAACGAAGAAAAUUUAUGGAUGGCAACUUCCUUAAUAUGAGGAACAAAACGUUUCGGAGGUUAGCAUCGGAGUUGUCAUCAAUAAAUAUCUUUCCCCGUAUUGUGUAUCAUUUCUAAACGCCAUUCAGAGACUUGAUCUGGGUGCAUCGGAGUUAUUACAUACGGAUAUACCUGAUGCCAUUGCAACUGGUUACACAGGGGCUUACCUGAUGCCAUUGUAUGCUGGAUAUACACCCUUGGUCACUGAUAUCAUUGCAUCUGUAUAUAUCGGGGCUGCCUCAUAUCAUUGCCUCUACCUAUACCGGGUUUUUUGAUGCCAGUGUAUGCUCAGUGUCACCGGGGCUCGAAUAUAAAAUGCUCGGCAAAAGAAGGUAUACACCAUGUUUGAUGGUGGUUAAAAUGAACCAAUGGUUAUCCGAUGAUGGUGUAUUUGGUACUGGUAUCAUAUGCGUAUCUCAAAACAGAUCAGCCUAAGGUUUUGAAAACGUUUGUAAUUUUUUGGUUAAACCCAAUUUUCAAGUACAUACU